AUGACGCGAUUCAUGCUCAGCAACAACUAUUUUAGGCCAAAUCACCAGAAAGGGUUUCUACCCGGGAUUUCUGGAUGUCUAGAACACAACACCUUGCUGUCGGAGAGUUUGAAAGAUGCUAGAAAGGGCGAGCGGCAAAUCACUGUUUGUUGGAUAGACUUGGAGAACGCGUUCGGGUCGAUACAACACGAAUUGAUGCUAUUCGCGCUUAGAUGGUACAACUUUCCACCCCUAGUUAGUGAUAUGAUCGCGUCGUAUUACUCAAAAUUAAGGUUUUCUAUAAUAACUAAAGAAGGCCCUUCAAAAAGUUUGAGUUAUAAUGUAGGACUGUUUGAAGGUUGUUGUCUAUCUCCAAUUGCGUUUAAUAUCGUUAUUAACAUCUUAGUAGACAAAUUAAUCUGUAACGAGAAAAAAUGGGGUUAUCGGUUUAAGUUUAAUAAUAAAUACACGGAAUCCAUUUUAGCCUUCGCUGACGAUCUCGCAAUACUGACACGUAACCCCAAACACUGUCAAGUACUAUUGGAUGAAGUGGAUAAAUUCUGUGAGUGGACGGAUGGAUUGAGGACAAAACCCAGUAAAUGUCACUGUCUGUGUCUUGGUAGGCGGAAUACAAGAUACACCUCAUACGAUCCGGGACUAUCGUUAGGCGGUCAAUGCAUUUCUACGGUUACGGAAAAUGCACCAUUUAAAUUUCUCGGUCGUAAGAUUGAUAAUAUAGGCCGUACUUCAUCUUUAGAAGGAAUAGUAGAUAGCUUUUUGAACGAUCUUAACAAGUUAGAUGCAGGCGUCAUAAAGAUGUCCAAGUUGUGGCUCGGGCUCGCUCUAACGGCUGAUUCAUCGGCGUUAUUCAGGGGAAGCAAUAGUUUUGGGAUGAGUCUAAAAAGGCCAUCGGAGCUCUAUAAACACCUAAGAGUUUCCAAGAGAUAUAUGUUGGGGAAAUCCCAUGAUGACGUAGUGACAUCGCUCCCAAAAGAUGAAGAUGCCCCCGAGCUAGAGUCACGACUUCAAUUCCAUAAGCAAUUUAUGAUAGGAGCACAAAGUAACAGAGUGGGGUUAGGAUCAAAUAGGAAAGUCCAAGAUGCGGAUAUAUUGAAGUCUUUUAUUCGGCAAGACGAGAAUGAUAAAUAUAAGAUCCAUGCAAUGAAUUUAGAAAUGCAGAACGAGUGGUUAGACAUAGGAGAUUUUUGCAUCCCAUUAGCAUUAAAAUGGCGCACUUUAAUUUACGAUUGGUCGCCAGCAUUGCUAAAAUUCUAUCUCAAUGCGUUCCAGAUGACUCUCCCAGAUCAGAGUAAUUUAGUAAGAUGGGGUAAAAGUACCGAAAAAACUUGCUAUAUCUGUGGAAAGGCAGUUGGAACUGCUAAACAUCUGCUGGUGGGAUGUAGGGUACUCCUGGACAGCGGUCAAUACUCGCGUCGUCACGAUAGGGUUUUAGAAGUCAUACGUGAAGCGGUUAGUCUUUCGGUAGCCAGAGCGCAAAAGGAAAUUACCACAAACGAACGAUCAGUAGGUUUUGUGAGAGAAGGCACUAGGGCUACAAAAUCAAACGUCAAGCCUUACUCCAUCCUUAAAGCGGCGUCGGAUUGGACUAUAAUGAUGGACACGUAUGAAAAACAGUAUAAAAUCCCCGAGGACAUUUGUGCGUCGGCCUCCAGACCGGAUAUAUUUUUGUUUUAG
Molecule: messenger RNA, 1674 nt
Organism: Danaus chrysippus (African queen)
Lineage: Eukaryota; Metazoa; Arthropoda; Insecta; Lepidoptera; Nymphalidae
Source: the annotation of a GenBank genome assembly